GGCGGAACAGCGAUAGAAGCAACCUCGCACGUCACAGCAACGAGUAACGACCUAGCACGCACUUGUCCUCGCCCACCACGCAUGCGCCUGCGCUAGCUACCACAUGAUACGAGUAGUACAUAUAUAAUCCCUCCUCCUCACAAGGCAGCUGAGAAAGAGACCAGACCAAAACCUUAGCACGUUUUCGCCAGUUGAUAAUUCAGCAAAGACGCGCGCGCGCAGCAGUCUUUGAUCGAUCGAUGUCGGUAGGCAAGAACAAGUCGCCGUCUUCGCCGUCGCGGAAGGCCGAGGAGGAAUUACUCGAGGGACGAGACAGCGGCGGGGGCGAAGGCGAAGGCGCCGUGGUGCAGCGCAAGGAGAGCGGCGCCGGGAAGAAGGCUGCUGAUCAGCGGCGGUACGCGAGGUGCUUCUCGGGGCUGGAUCUCAGCAUCGGGCCGGGCCCGCUGAGGGACGUGGACGCCGGCAAGCUCAAGGGCCAGAUCAGGAAGUGGGCCAAGGCCGUCGUCGCCUACGCGCGCCAGCUCAGCUUCGGCUCGCCGAGGUCGUCCGGCGGGAGCGCCGGCGCCACGCCCAGGUCCAAGUCUGGCCUCGGCGGCGCAAGGCCUGAGCAGCAGCCGCCCCCGUGAAAGAGUUAAGCUUGACUAAGAACCUCCUCGGUAGCGUGUGAAGAAUAUGUGAUUGAUUGAUUCCCUAGAGCUUGAUAGCUAUUCUUUCUUCCUUCUUCCGAGCUCCCAUUUCUGAGAGAAAAUGAUGUAUUUUAUUUUUCUUGCUUGAUUAUCUCCAUUCUGUAGACUGAAAUUCUUUGAUUUAAUUGUUCGAGCUGUGUUACUGGGUGCACCCACCCAUGAAUAUUUAUGACUUAAUUUGUUUUAUUUGCCAAGAAUAGCUAAUCCUGCUCGUUGAUCCAACGGAAUAAUUGAAUCUCGUUUUGUAA
Messenger RNA from Brachypodium distachyon (stiff brome), 934 nucleotides. RefSeq lists its product as uncharacterized. The record is from RefSeq and is a predicted model, not a curated record. The transcript has a single exon. Lineage: Eukaryota; Viridiplantae; Streptophyta; Magnoliopsida; Poales; Poaceae. Bases 240 to 626 code for a protein of 128 amino acids.